AUGGUCCAGGGCUCCGUGUGGACGCGCCUUGUCUACCCUCUCGGGUCCAUCCUCGGAGUGGAAUCGCGGGGUCACGGGGCGGUGUCCUCUGCCAGCGCAGCCGCCCGGGCAGGGCAGCUCCUCCCACGACACGAUGCAGAGCGCGCUGCCCCGGGGCCCUGUUUCCGCCUAGCCGCCCGGGUCCCCGCCGCUCUGGGUGACGGCCUCGGCGCCCCCUGUUCGAGACCACCCCCCUGCCCCACCCCGGGCACGGGCCCCCUGGGGAGGCCCCGGAGAUGCCCACAGGCCUCCCGUCUGCUGUCCCCAGCGGGACCUAACUCCACACGGCGGCCACAGGAGGCAACCAUGGGGAGGCUGCGGCGAGCACUGGCCCGGGGGGCCGUACAGGUGUCUCUGAUCCUGUGCGCCCUGCUGGCGCCCUCGAGGGCCGUGGUGCGCGUCGUGCUGGCCGGCAACGGGAGCGCGGUGGACUUCGCGGGCUCGCAGGCCCUGUUCGGGGCGCCCCUGGCCCCCCAGGGCGUGCGUGGCUACCUGAUGGAGGCCAAGCCGGCCAACGCGUGCCACCCUAUCGACGGGCCCCCGCGGCCGGGCAACGGCUCCUUGGGCGCCAUCGUGCUGAUCCGCCGCUACGAUUGCACCUUCGACCUCAAGGUGUUGCACGCCCAGCGCGCCGGCUUCGAGGCGGCCAUCGUGCACAACGUGCAUUCGGACGAGCUGGUGCUCAUGGCCCACGUCUACGAGGACGUGCGGCAUCGUAUCACCAUCCCCUCGGUGUUCGUGGGCGAGGCCGCCUCGCAGGACCUGCGGGUCCUGGUGCGCUGCGACAAGCUGGCGCACGUCCUCCUGCUGCCCGACUACCUGCCGUGCCCGGAGCCGGACUGCCAUCCCUUGCUGGCCGCGUCCUGGGUCCUCGGCCGCGCGCUGGCCCUGCUGGCGUCGGCCGCCUUUGUGCUGCAGCGGCUGUGGAGGUGGCUGUGGGCCCGGUGGCACGCGGAGAGGGCGGUCAAGACCCAGGCGUGCCAGAAGGCACAGGUGCGCACCUUCACGCGGCACAGCGACCUGUGCGCCAUCUGCCUGGACGAGUACGAGGAGGGCGACCGGCUGAAGAUCCUGCCGUGUGCGCACGCCUACCACUGCAAGUGCAUCGAUCUCUGGUUCUCGCGGGGCGCCCGGCGCGCCUGCCCCGUGUGCAAGCAGUCGGUGGCCGGCACGGAGGACGGCUCCGACUCCACCGCCGACAGCUUCAGGGACGAGGACCCCUCGCUGCCCGGCCGCCGGCCCCCCGUCUGGGCCAUCCAGGCCCGGCUGCGUUCCCGGAGGCUGGAGCUGCUGGCCCGGGCCGGCCCGGCCCGUCACCACCGCGGUGCCACGUCCCUGGGGACCGUGGAGGCCGAGGCGUCCUCGGAGGGGUCCCCGGGUGCCCCCUGA
Equus quagga is the source of this 1428-nucleotide messenger RNA. It is a transcript of the gene ZNRF4, whose product is annotated as zinc and ring finger 4. The record is from RefSeq and is a predicted model, not a curated record. Gene Ontology annotation, cellular component: cytoplasm; nucleoplasm. NCBI's taxonomy places the organism in Eukaryota, Metazoa, Chordata, Mammalia, Perissodactyla, Equidae. Gene Ontology annotation, molecular function: zinc ion binding.